AUAAUUCCUUGAUUCAUUAGCAAAUGAAGUUGUAGACAGAUAGAUCGCCAUCCAUUCCAGAGCUUCGGGAAGAUACUUCCUCCUUCCCUGCCCUAGGUUCUGAUGAUUUGAUUGAUUGACAAUGAAACUGACGAUGUCAACGGCAGGAAGAGGUGAUGGCGAAAACCUGCAGAAAGUGUUGGUGAUUCAGACGGCGAGCAUCGCCAUGGAUGUAAGCGAGCUCCAAUGGCUGGUGAUGUCGCUGUCUCUCUCUCCUGGAGACGAACUCGUGCUCCUCUCCUUUCUACACCUCAUCAACUCUCCUCCCGCUUUCUCCUUCUCUGCCGCUGCCAAAAUCUUGGGAUACAAAGGUAAAGAGGAUCCGAAUUCGAUCGUGGAGGAGGUGAGGAGGAAGAAGGAAGAGUACCGUAGCAAUGCCGCCUUCGUUCAGUUUCACAGGUUCUGUGAAAUUCACAAGAUUAAAGCAAGUGCGGAAGUGGAAGCAGGUUCGUCUCGGAAAGCUGCCGCCGUCAGGGCUGCCAAAAGGUUGGGCGCCACAUGGAUCGUCCUCGACAGGGAGAUGAAGAAAGACAAGCAGUACUUCAUGGAUCGGCUUACUUGUGGUAUAUCAAGCAUGAAGAGCAACAACACGAUCAGAAAAAUUCGAGAUCCAGCCGACGAACAUGUAUCUUAUGAUGAGAUGAUACCGUCGUACUCACCUCCUUCAGAAUCUCCAAGAGAUCAUCAAACAGCAGCCAGAAGCAAAGAAAGAGAGCAUUACCGUUCCAGCAAGCCAUUAUCAUGUAAAUCCCAAAGCGUUGUUCCCAGACAAGAAAUAGGGAGGAAUGAUACAAACGCAGUGCUAGCAACUGCAGACAAAUCGCCCAGCGAAGGAGGUGAAAGACCCGAAGCAAAUACACAACAGAGUACAGACUCAAACAAUUCCAUUUGUUCCAUCUGCCACAACAGACGACUUAAAUUCGAUUCCCAGAAAGACUUCACUUAUUCCGAGCUUCGCGAGGCUACAAACAAGUUUUCAAGGCAAAAUUUCCUAUCCGAAGGCGGGUUCGGAUCCGUUUACAAAGGAGAGCUAAAAAAAGGGGUGACAGUAGCCGUUAAACGCCUCAAAGCAGCUAGUCUACAAGGCGAGAAGGAAUUCAAAGCUGAAGUUCGUGUGCUCAGCCGAGUUAGACACCAGAAUCUCGUCACACUCUUGGGCUCAUGUGCUGAAGGGAACCGCCGGUUGCUGGUGUACGAAUACAUCUGCAAUGGCUCCCUCGAAGAACACUUAUCAGGCAAAAGAUCGUCGCAACCUCUCACUUGGGAGCAACGAAUAAAAAUAGCGUACGGAGCUGCCAAAGGGCUGGCAUAUCUCCAUGCCCGAAACAUCAUCCACAGGGACAUGAGGCCGGGCAACAUUCUCAUCACACACGACUAUGAAUCCCUGUUAGGAGAUUUCGGCCUGGCUAGAGCAGCACAACAAGAGGGUAGUCGCUCAUCUGAAAAUGGAGUGGUCGGGACACUCGGAUAUAUGGCGCCGGAAUAUGCAGAACGUGGGAAAAUGUCUACAAAGACGGAUGUCUAUUCAUUCGGGGUGGUUCUGCUCCAGCUUAUCACCGGAUUGAGGACAACAGACGAGAUCCCGGGAGGGAAAAGUCUCGUUGGAUGGGCAAAACCUCUUCUGGAAAUGAAGAACUACCCACGCAUAAUCGACAAAAGGAUUCUAGAUUCCUACGAUGUCCACCAGCUAUUCUGGAUGGUGCUUGUUGCUGAAAAUUGUCUCAAAAAAGACCCUAAAGAUCGGUAUACGAUGGAGCUGGUAGAGAAUCGCUUGCAAUGCAUAAACAACAUAGACUUGUCGCUAAGUAGAGGAGAGUCAAGCUGCUGAACACUCGACUCAGAAGUCAAAUGACCAGUUCCUCUCUGGCCAGUAUUAUAACCUCUUCCCAACAGUGUGUCGACGAGGUAAAGUUUUAAAAUUAUUUUGGCAACAUUCCGUUGCAUCAAAACUAAGACAAAUAGGAAGAUUGUUAUGUAGAUGAAUAGAACUCACAAGUUUUGAGUUGCAUUCAUGAAUUUAGUUUUGUUUCAGAUGAGACAAAUAAAGUGCAGUCAAUAAUCGUUUUCUGCUCCUGUAUUCUACAAGGGCUUGUUUGAUUUGAGGUGUUUCAAAUUCAACGAUUAAAUUUUUAAUACAUUGUUUGGAUAAGGGUGGAUUUAAAAUCCACAAGGUAUAUGAAAAUCUAUUUCU
Molecule: messenger RNA, 2230 nt
Organism: Andrographis paniculata
Lineage: Eukaryota; Viridiplantae; Streptophyta; Magnoliopsida; Lamiales; Acanthaceae
Product: probable serine/threonine-protein kinase PBL7
Exons: 10
Coding region: 122-1867 (581 amino acids)
Biological process (GO): protein phosphorylation
Molecular function (GO): ATP binding; protein kinase activity
Source: RefSeq, a predicted model, not a curated record